AUGUCUACUGGGAAAUAUCUUUUAGGUACAGCUGCUAUUGUUGGUGGUGUUUAUUAUUAUGAUCAAUUUGUACAACCAAUUUUACCAAGAAAACAACAUGAACAAUUAAAUAAAACUACAAAUCGUAUUGAUAAAGAUUCAAAUAGAAUUAAUGAUAAAUUAAGUGAUAAAAUCGAACAAGGUAAAAAUUUAUUGCAAGAAAAAAAAGAAGCAUUAAAAGAUACAAAAUUAUAUAAAAAUUUUACAAAUGAUGAUAAAAAAGUCGAUGAAUUAAAAUAUUUUGCAAGAGAAAAUACUACACCAGAUGAUGAUAAAUCAGUACUUAAAAAAUCUGUUCAAAAAUAUAUUGAUUUUAUUAAUUGUUUAGGUGAAGGAAAAUAUGAAACUGAAAGAACUCCAUAUUCAUCAAUGGGAGAACUCGAGGAAGUUAAAGAAAAACCUAUUUUUGGUGGUUUAUUUAAUAAAAAAGAUGAAGUUAAAGAUAAAGCAGAAGCUAAAAAAAAUGAAUGGUCAAAUUGGGGCUCUAAAGAAUUAGAUCAAGCUCAAUCUGAUGCAGAAGCUAAAAAAAAUGAAUGGUCAUCAUGGGCUAAUAAAAAAUUAGAUCAAGCUCAAUCUGAUGCAGAAGCCAAAAAAAAUGAAUGGUCAAAUUGGGGUUCUAAAAAAGCUGAUGAAUUAAAAGAUGACGCAGAAACUAAAAAGAAUCAAUUAUCUAACUGGACUUCAGAAAAAACUGAUCAAACAGAAGCUAAAAAGAACGAAUUAACUUCAUGGGGUUCAAAAAAACUUGAUGAAGCUUCAAAAGAUUUAGAUUCAAAAGAAAAAGAAUGGUCUAAUUGGGGUUCUGCAAAAGCUACAGAAGCCCAAAGAGAAGCUGAAAAACAAAAGAAAUCAUGGUUUAAUUGGGGUUCAAAAAAAGCCGAUGAAGCAGAACAACAAAAGAAUGAUAUUGUUGAUUGGUCACAAGCAAAAGUUGAUGAAGCUUCAAAUAAUUUAAAUAAACAAUUUAAUUCAACAAAAUCGGAUGUUGAAAAUCAAUGGAAUCAAGCAAAAGAUUCAAUUUCAGAUAGAUAUUUAAUAGAAAAAGAUAGAGCUAUUAAAUCUUAUGAAGAAGCAAAAUCAAAAUUUGAAGAAUUAAGUAAUUCAUUAAGAAAUGAUCCACAUAAAGAAGAAAAAUUACAAAGAGCAAAACGUGAUGCAAGUUCAUCUUUAGAAAAUUUGAGAUUAUAUGGUGAUGAUGUUUAUAAUGAAUUUAAAAGUAAAGUAAAUGAUUUGUUUAAAUAA
Molecule: messenger RNA, 1281 nt
Organism: Insectozyma verbasci
Lineage: Eukaryota; Fungi; Ascomycota; Pichiomycetes; Serinales; Debaryomycetaceae
Source: the annotation of a GenBank genome assembly